Messenger RNA from Halichondria panicea, 562 nucleotides. RefSeq names its product 3-mercaptopyruvate sulfurtransferase-like. NCBI's taxonomy places the organism in Eukaryota, Metazoa, Porifera, Demospongiae, Suberitida, Halichondriidae. Bases 110 to 436 code for a protein of 108 amino acids. Gene Ontology annotation, molecular function: thiosulfate-cyanide sulfurtransferase activity. The transcript is spliced from 3 exons. The record is from RefSeq and is a predicted model, not a curated record. Gene Ontology annotation, cellular component: mitochondrion.
AAAUCCAAAAGAAUAAAAUCUGAUGCGGGCGGUGGACCGAGUAUCACUUGGAGUGGCCUAACUAUACUGAUCCUUUCUCAACUGUUCUAGUUGCUGCAAUUAUUCUGCAAUGUGUUCUCCCCUUGUCUCUUGUGAAUGGCUGAAGGAGCAGCUUGUAAACAAGAACCCCAACAUCAGGAUUCUGGAUGGAACAUGGAACCAGCCGGCCUGGAAGAGGAAUGCUCAACAGGAGUACCUGGAUGGUCACAUUGAGGGAGCUGUGAGGUUCGACAUUGGCACAGUGUGCGAUAAGGACUCACCCAUCCCCGGCCUUACAUUGCCCACAGAUGCACAGUUCACUGAGAAUGUGCAAAAGGGCUCGUGGGGUGACUGGGUGCGCAGAGCCCCUGCCGAGACCAUGAUGCUUGGGGUCAAAGGAGAAGACAUGCCAAAGUGAAUCCGAAACUACUGCAUGAUGAUCUCUAUGUAGAUGAACACAGCUAUAUAUAUUAUAUAGAUAUUCCAUAAGCUGCAUUUCUACCUGGAAAAAUAGUCUAUUGUUAUUCUAUGGCUGGCCCCGCUG